AUGGCUGAAAUCCGCCGCAAGCUUGUCAUCGUUGGCGAUGGUGCCUGUGGUAAGACUUGUCUUCUGAUUGUCUUCUCCAAGGGAACCUUCCCUGAGGUCUAUGUCCCCACUGUUUUUGAGAACUACGUCGCCGAUGUCGAGGUCGAUGGCAAGCAUGUUGAACUUGCUCUUUGGGAUACUGCUGGUCAGGAAGAUUAUGACCGUCUUCGUCCCCUUUCAUACCCCGACUCCCACGUCAUCCUGAUCUGCUUCGCCAUCGAUUCCCCCGAUUCCCUUGACAACGUCCAGGAGAAGUGGAUCUCCGAGGUUCUUCACUUCUGCCAAGGCCUCCCCAUCAUUCUCGUCGGUUGCAAGAAGGAUCUUCGUCAUGACCCCAAGACCAUUGAGGAGCUGCACAAGACCUCUCAGAAGCCAGUUACUCCUGAACAGAUUAUUGACAUAUUCGUUCAGGGUGAGGAAGUUCGCAAGAAGAUUGGAGCCUACAAGUAUCUCGAAUGCUCCGCACGAACCAACGAGGGUGUUCGUGAGGUCUUCGAGGCUGCAACCCGGGCUGCUCUCUUGACCAAGACCCACAAGAAGAAGGGCAAGUGCACUAUUUUGUAA
Molecule: messenger RNA, 603 nt
Organism: Aspergillus fumigatus Af293
Lineage: Eukaryota; Fungi; Ascomycota; Eurotiomycetes; Eurotiales; Aspergillaceae
Source: RefSeq, a predicted model, not a curated record